GAGAGAGAGAGAGACACGGGCAGGGGGAGAGUGACCGGGGGGACAGGGGCCGGAAUGUGAGGGACGGACACGGACCGCGGACCGAUCCAGGAUCCAGGAUCCAGGAUGAGUGAGGCCGAGGUGGAUGAUCACAUCAACCGGAAAUAUCAACUGAAGAGACGGCUGGGAAAAGGGGCUUAUGGAAUCGUGUGGAAAGCAAUUGAUCGACAGACGGGAGAAGUGGUGGCUGUGAAGAAAAUAUUCGAUGCAUUCAGAAAUCAAACAGAUGCACAGAGGACGUUUCGAGAAAUCUUGUUCCUUCAGGAGUUUGGGCACCACCCCAAUAUCAUCAAACUGCUCAAUGUGAUCCGAGCAGCAAAUGACAAAGACAUUUACCUGGUCUUUGAAUACAUGGAGACUGAUUUGCAUGCAGUGAUAAAGAAGGGAAACCUAUUGAAGGACAUUCACAUCCGCUACAUCCUCUACCAGCUUUUGAAAGCCACCAAAUUUAUCCAUUCGGGAAAUGUUAUCCAUCGGGAUCAAAAGCCUUCGAACAUCCUCCUGGAUGCGGACUGUUUUGUCAAACUCUGCGACUUUGGUCUAGCUCGCUGCAUUAACCAGAUCCAGGAGGAGCAGGGGAAUGCGGCAUUAACGGAGUACGUGGCUACUCGCUGGUAUCGAGCACCUGAAAUCCUCCUCGCAUCGCCCAGAUACACCAAGGGCGUGGACAUGUGGAGUGUUGGGUGCAUUCUGGGUGAGAUGCUACUCGGGAAACCUCUUUUUCCAGGAACUUCGUCAAUAAAUCAAAUUGAAAGAAUCAUGAGUGUAAUUCCAACUCCUUCCAAGGAAGACGUCUUGUCCAUUAACUCCGAUUAUGGGGCCUCUGUUGUUCAGAAGAUGUUGAGCAGGCCUAGGUCUUCGAUCAAUCAGCUCCUGCCCAGUACCACACCACCAGAUGCCCUGGACCUGCUGAACAAACUGCUCGUCUUCAACCCAGACCGUCGGCUGACUGCUGAGGAGAGUCUCAGACACCCCUACAUCAACAGGUUCCACAACCCAUUGAAGGAACCAGGGCUGGAUUAUGAUAUUAUCCUUCCAGUAAAUGAUGACACACAGCUCUCUGUGGGAGAGUAUCGGAACAGACUGUAUGAGAUGAUUUUGGAGAGGAAGAUGAAUGGUCGGCUCCAGAAGCGUUUGCUGAAGGGACCAGAACCAGUGAAACCAUCACCAGACCUUGAGCAGAGAGAACCAACAGCAGCUAGUCCCAAAGCCACAAGCCCAUCCAUCACAGAGGGAGCCAUUCAACCUGUUGUACAUGGCGACAGUGUGCUCAGCCAAGCCCCUGCAAACCUCAGCUCAUAUAACCCAAUAACUCACAGUACAUUAUCAUACGGACCCUCCCACAAUGAUGUGAUCAGGAAAAGACAGAUCUACAUUCCCUCUGCGUUCCAUCAGAAUCGUGGUUUCCCAGUAAACAGAGUAAAUGAAGCUCAAGAUACACAGGAUUUCUGCAGCACACAGCAAUGGAGCGUUGAGGCUCAGCACAUCAUUGCCGGUUCACAGGGACCCCCAAACCCAGAGCCACAUAGUAUCAAGUCAUCUCCUGUCAGCAGGAUCCGCCCCAUUUCCUACCACCACCGGACAUCUACCAACAACAUCCUGACCAGAAAGGAAACUGGGCAUCGAGGAAUGGGAAUGACUGUAUCCUGUGCUCCGUUGAACCCAAGGCCACAGUCACAAACCCGAGAGAGCCGGCCCUUUAAGAAGAUGUUCCAGACAACAUCAAACAUGGAAGCAGCAGGGAAUCCGAAAGCUGUCUGGGGUAGUUAUUCCCAAACCUACGGGGUCAUCAGUCAAACUGGGCUGGAAAACCUGCGUAACCUCCAAAUACAAAACAAACCCUAGCUAACAUGGCACAGGACAUGCCAAACACACAACAGCACAGGAUGUACACCAGCAUACAGAGCCUGGGUGAGAAUUACAGUGAACAUAGGACUGCUGUCAAAUAUCAUCCACUCUGAUACCUGUGGCUAUACAGUUUGAGUUGUGACACCUGGGAAAGUGCCAAAAUGUUUUGUACGCUGGUAUCUGAAUAUGUGAAAAAUGAUUUUUUAAUGUGAAUUAUUAAUUCUAUGCAAUCAUCCCUGCGGAGAAUCUGUUGACUUGCUCCAUUAUUGUGUUCUCUGCGCAAUUUGACUGGUUCCCUCUCUCCACCCACCCUCAUUAUAAACUGCAGAUUCUGAUACACAUCCUGCAGUCUGACCCUGACCUGCUCCCUCUCCGCCCCCCCCGCAACCUUGGUUCUAAGCUGCAGAAGACCUUGGCACCCAUGCACCCUGCAGCCUGACCCUGGCUGGCUUCCUCUAGCACACGGUAUUUAGUGUUGUCCUGUGAAAGUGCCUUUAGGAUAGGAGCUUGGAUUCCCAACUGUGGGGGAGGGAGGGGUGCGCCCAGCUGUAGGGUGGGGGACUGUGUGUGAAUUUUGCCCAACUGGGAGCUGUGCUUUUACUGGGAUUCUCCUGGAUCCCAGCGUUCAGGAUGUUGUUCAGUUUCAUUCUCACCUUGGUUCACUCAUGGUCUGCAUUCAGAUCUCCGAUUCUUCAUUCCUGUCUAUCCCAGAUCCUUACACAGGUCAAGAAUUUGGUGUUUCCUCUAUGACCCCCUUGUUUUCUGUAAAUAUUUGGUGCUUGUGGAAUGUUUGAUUAGUGAGUUAGUGAGGACCAAUCUCUUGUCAAAAUGAACUUCUGAAGAUGUGCCAGAAGAGCUGAUGUGUGAUUUUAUAGAUGUUUAUUAAAAGAGAUGAUAAAUUUA
This is a messenger RNA of Carcharodon carcharias (great white shark), 2790 nucleotides long. It is a transcript of the gene mapk15, whose product is annotated as mitogen-activated protein kinase 15. Lineage: Eukaryota; Metazoa; Chordata; Chondrichthyes; Lamniformes; Lamnidae. Gene Ontology annotation, cellular component: cytoplasm; nucleus. The transcript is spliced from 14 exons. Bases 106 to 1884 code for a protein of 592 amino acids. Gene Ontology annotation, molecular function: MAP kinase activity; ATP binding. The record is from RefSeq and is a predicted model, not a curated record. Gene Ontology annotation, biological process: intracellular signal transduction; protein phosphorylation.